Messenger RNA from Osmerus eperlanus (European smelt), 4270 nucleotides. RefSeq names its product exocyst complex component 6 (gene exoc6). The transcript has 22 exons. Bases 27 to 2525 code for a protein of 832 amino acids. Lineage: Eukaryota; Metazoa; Chordata; Actinopteri; Osmeriformes; Osmeridae. Gene Ontology annotation, cellular component: exocyst; membrane. The record is from RefSeq and is a predicted model, not a curated record. Gene Ontology annotation, biological process: Golgi to plasma membrane transport; intracellular protein transport; exocytosis.
UAAAUCACAAACUCAAAAAUAACGAAAUGGCCAGCGACAAAGAAAAGCCUUUACCAAAUGUUCCUGAGGAAGAAGGAAGAGAGGACAAAGUUUAUGGAAAUGUUUUAACUGAACUUGAGUCAGUGGAUUUGCCCCUGGGAACCACUUUAAGAUCGGUGUACGAUGACCAGCCCAACGCACACAAAAGGUUUAUGGAGAAACUGGACGCCAGGAUACGUAACCAUGACCGCGAGAUCGAGAAGAUGUGCAACUUCCACCAUCAAGGCUUCGUGGACGCCAUCACGGAGCUGCUCAAAGUCCGCACAGACGCAGAGAAGCUGAUGGGCCAAGUUACGGACACUAACCGAAGACUGCAAGACGCCGGGAAGGAGGUGACUGCCCAAACAGAGGAGGUGAUUCGCUGCAGGAUUCAGCAGAGGAACAUGGCCACCACAGUGGAGAAGCUGCAGCUAUGCAUACCUGUUCUAGAAAUGUACAGCAAACUCAAGGAGCAGCUCGAGUCUAAAAGGUACUAUGCGGCUCUGAAGACCAUGGAGCACCUGGAGAACAUCUACAUCCCCAGGGUGAGCCAGUACCGCUUCUGCCAGAUCAUGGCCGAGAACCUGCCCCGACUGAGGGAGGAGAUCAAGGAGAUCUCCAUGUCAGACCUCAAGGACUUCCUGGAGAGUAUCAGGAAACACUCAGACAAGAUUGGAGAGACCGCCAUGAGACAGGCGCAGCAGCACAGAACGUUCAACAGUGCGGUGCAGAAGCAGUCCACCCUGGGCGACACCAAGCCACUGUACUCCCUCAACGGACGCACCCCCACCCAGCACAACGGGCUGGCCCUGGAGGAGGGGGGCGAGGAGGAGGAGGAGGGUGAUGAGGAGGUGCGGGGCAGAUCUGCGAGAGACCCACAGGUGUUAACAGCCCAGGAUCUGGUGGACUUCUCUCCAGUCUACAGGUGUCUCCACAUCUACACUGUCCUGGGUGACAGAGAAACAUUUGAAAAUUACUACAGGAAGCAGAGGAAAAAACAGGCCAGGCUAGUACUGCAGCCUCAGGCUAAUAUGCACGAGACGGUGGAGGGUUACAGGAGGUACUUCAACCAGAUCGUGGGCUUCUUCGUGGUGGAGGAUCACAUCUUGCAUGCGACGCAGGGACUGGUCACCAGAGCCUUCACGGAUGAACUGUGGAACAUGGCCCUGUCCAAGAUCAUCGCCGUGCUCCGCACGCACUCAUCCUACUGCAACGACCCAGACCUGGUCUUGGAGCUGAAGAACCUGAUCGUCAUAUUUGCAGACACGCUACAGGGCUAUGGCUUCCAAGUCAACAGACUGUUUGACCUGCUCUUUGAGAUCAGGGACCAGUACAACGAAACCCUGCUCAAGAAAUGGGCCGUGGUCUUCAGGGAGAUCUUCGAGCAGGACAACUACAGUCCCAUCCCUGUCGACACGGAGGAGGAGUACAAGUAUGUUCUCAGCAGGUUCCCCUUCCACGACCCAGAGAUAGAGAAGCAGCAGUUUCCAAAGAAGCUCCCCAUGUCCCAGUCAGUGCCUCAGAUCUACACCCAGGUCAAGGAGUUCAUCUACGCCAGCCUUAAGUUCUCAGAGUCUCUCCACCGCAGUUCCACAGAGAUCGAUGACAUGCUGCGUAAGUCCACCAACCUCCUGCUGACCAGGACGCUGAGUAGCUGUCUGCAGAACCUCAUCAAAAAGCCCCACAUAGGACUGACUGAGCUGGUCCAGAUCAUCAUCAACACCACCCACCUGGAGCAGGCCUGUAAGUACCUGGAGGACUUCAUCACCAACAUCACCAACGUGUCUCCUGAGACAGUGCACACCACCCGCCUGUACGGCCUGUCCACCUUCAAGGAUGCACGGCAUGCUGCUGAGGGAGAGAUCUACACCAAGCUGAACCAGAAGAUUGACGAGUUCAUCCAGCUGGCGGACUACGAGUGGGGCAUGCCCGAGUCUGACGGCCGGGCCAGCGGGUACCUCAUGGACCUCAUCAACUUCCUGCGGAGCACCUUCCAGGUGUUCACGCACCUGCCGAGUAACAACAAUGACCAUGCAGCCAUGUCGGGCAAGGUGGCCCAGACGGCGUGCAUGUCGGCCUGCAAGCACCUGUCCACCUCGCUAAUGCAGAUGCUGCUGGACACGGAGCUCAAGCAGAUCAGCAUGGGGGCCAUCCAACAGUUCAACCUGGACGUCAUACAGUGCGAAUUGUUCGCCAGCUCUGAGCCAGUGCCCGGUUUCCAAGGAGACACGCUACAGCUGGCUUUCAUCGACCUUCGACAGCUGCUUGACCUGUUCAUGGUGUGGGACUGGUCGACCUACCUGGCGGACUAUGGACAGCCCACCUCUAAAUACCUGAGAGUCAACCCUGCCACCGCCCUGGCGCUGUUAGAGAAAAUGAAGGACACCAGUAAGAAGAACAACAUCUUUUCUCAGUUCAGGAAGAAUGACCGGGACAAGCAGAAGCUUAUUGAGACGGUGGUCAAACAGCUGCGGAGCCUGGUCAACGGCAUGUCCCAGCACUCCUAGACACACACACAUACACACACAUACACACGCACACACACGCAUGGGGCACAAAGCAUGGGACGCACACAAACACACACACACGUGAUGUACUGUGCGGACACGCGUGCUUCUACAAAACGGACACACACACCCGCUACACAGGAACACAUUCAGGCAGUCAGGGACAUGAUCAUAAACACUUCUACAUAAACAUGCAGUUGUAAAAUAGACUGAAUACAUGGUGUAAAAAAAUAAUUUACUCUCCUACACACACACACACACACACACACAGAACGAAACAAAACAGUUUACUGAACUCUGUAAAGGAAAGAACAGUAAAAUUGUUUUUAAUGUAUUUUUAAUGGCUAUGAAGAAGACUAUGUUUUGUACAUUGUGAGAGUGCAAUGAUUGUAGGCCAGCCCCAGAGAGGGCUGGAGAUGUGAGUAGUGGGAAUGUAUGAAACGAUACCGCUCAGAACACUGGACCAUGAAGUCUGACCCUGAGACUGAUGUUCUCCAUGAUCCACACCUGGGACCAACACGCCUCAGAUACAUCCAAGUAGAUUGUAGAUGUGUUGGGUUCACCUCUUGAGUUUCCACCUAUUAGUACCUUACAGGUGGUGAUGGGGUCUUCGCCCCAGGUCUGUGAUCAUGAGUUUUCCCUUAAAAAAACAACCCCACAAUGCAAUACUGUGUGGAGUUUGUACUGUAAAUACAUGAAGUGUAUGUUUGAGAAUACUGAACACUACGGAGAGAGAACCGUGUUCUCUACUGGUCUGGCUUGAAUCCAACAGCUCUGAGGAAGUGGCAAAAACCAACUUGCAUGAUGAAACCUUGUUCACGACAUCUAAUCACCUAAUGGGCAGAUAUACUGUAACCUUACAGUCGUUAUACUGUGCCCUAACAGUUAUGAUACUGUUCCCUUGCAGUAAUUAUACUGUGCCCUUACAGUUAAUAUACUGUACCCUUGUAACCUUGACAGUUAAUCCAUAGAAUAGUUCCCCAAUCAGUGUUUCUUCUAACAAGAAAGCAACCCAAGAUUAUGAUUUUAAUAUUAUUAUUAGAUGUUAUAACAACUAAUUCUUGCAUCAAAAAUUUGAUAUUUUUGUUCCUCAGGGUAAAAUAAAGCUUUAUAAACUCAUGCUAAGAUAAUAUUUUCAGAUAAAAAGCAAUAAUUAAUUGGUUCCUUAAGUCUCUUCAGCAGGUCCGCUUAUCUUGUGAAAACAAACAAACAAACAAACAAAAAAAACAUUUUAUAAUCGGGUUCUGUUUCUCUUUGGUCUGUGCUAUACUUUUACCAACCAUUUUGCACUGAAGAUUAUUUAAGUUUGCCUUUUUUAAAUAGUUGCUUGUAAAUGUCAUGUACAUACUGCAUAUUUUGUAAAGAAAAUGAGUUUCUCUGCUACAAAUAAAAAAGGAGACUUAUUGUUGUGGAAGAUGAUGCUUCUCCUGAGCCUAACUAUUGAAUUAGCCUUUGACUUUUAUUGAUAGCAGUCAACGAUGCCCCUUCCGUGGAGCGGCGGUUGUCCCUUUCCUUUCUAGUCCCAUAACUAAAACAGAAAUGCAAAUAUAAAUCCCCUAAAACAUUCCAAUGAAUAUGAAGUUAAGAAUGUUAAUAAGGAUUUCAACUGGCAUUAGAGUAUGCUGCUGCCAUGGCUGUAAACAAGAACACCCCCCCCCCCCCCCCCAACUGAGAUAUUCUUCUGAUUCUAUUCGUUUUUAUUUGUGUGCUGUAAUAAUAAAAUACAACAAAUGUGUUCACUCAUA